CGGGGAGAGGCUGCGUCGCGACACUCGCGGGCUUUCAAAUCCGCGCCCUCUCUCCUCUUCCCUUCCCUUCCCCCGCAAAAUUUCCCAAAUUUUCCCACCCGCCGCGCGCCUCCCUCCCCCGAUCGCCGCCGCGUCGCGGGCUCGUACAAGGCGAGCGCGGUGAGGGAUUAGGGUUUGGGGUGCGCUCUAGCUCUAGGUCUGUCUCUAUGAUGGCGGCGGGGCAGGGCGGCGGUGGCGGCGGGGGGAGGAGGGGGAGUCAGCAGCAGCAGCAGCAGGGGGUAGCGGAGCGGCGGCUGCUCCGGUCGCGGUACCUCGCCGUCAAGAACCUCAUCAGCGAUGAGAAGGACGACAUGGCGAGGGCGGGUUCCGACAAGUUCGCCGCCAUCAUCACGCAGGUGGAGUGCCUGCACGAGCUCGUGCAGAGACCUAGGGAGCAAAUAGCUGAUGCAGAAGCUCUGCUGGACAUUGCCAACACUUUGGUAACAUCUGUGAGGUCUCAGUCAAGUGAAGGAAUCACUCCCUCCGAUUUCGUAACAGCGAUGCUGAAGAAAUUUGGGCAAUCAGGUGGCCUUGAUUCUGAGGCUACCUCAUUGCGCUGGGGCGAUGUUGGGCUUUCUGUGUCCCAUGUCUUCAGGGCUGCACCUGGAUGCUGCACUAUGCUUGGACCCAUGAAUACAGAAGUAAAGCAGCGGAAGGCUGCAGUUGUCAAUAGAAAACGAACUGCAAGGCCAACUGAAAAUAUUUGUCCUGAACAGCUUGCUGAUUCUUCGGAGGGAGUAAAGACAGACACUGAUAGGAACGUGUCUGUUAUAUUUGACAUACUGAGGAGGAAUAAAAGGGCAAGGCUGGAAAACCUUGUUUUGAAUAGACGUUCUUUCGCGCAAACUGUUGAGAAUGUUUUUGCCUUGUCCUUCCUAGUGAAAGAUGGCAGGGUGGCAAUAAAUAUAGAUGACAACGGGCAUCAUAUAGUUUGUCCUAGGAAUGCACCUGCUGCUAGUGCAAUAUCCUCAGGAGAAGUCUCGUACAGCCAUUUUGUUUUCAGAUUUGAUUUCAAAGACUGGAAGCUUAUGCAAGAAGUAGUCGCGCACGGGGAAGAACUGAUGCCACAUCGGACCCCCGAGUACAUCCCCUGCACGGCCGAAGACGAUGACCAGCCAGAUCCGGAGCUAUGCGCGCAGAAAACACCCAUCAGGAAGCUCACCCGGAACCGAGGGCUGGUGAUGCAGCAGGACCAGAUGGUGGUCGCAGAGACACCCGAGGAGAAGCAGCCAACUUCCAAGCGGAGGCGCCUCUUCAGAGACCAGCAGCAGCAGUGAGAAUCUGCCUCCUUGGGUCCGGGUGAUAGUGUAGCGUCUACCUUACCUGCUCUCGUGUUGUAUGUAGAGUGAGAGAUCCAUAAGUUAUAGCCCUGCUCCACUGUGUUUUUGCCCUGGUAUCUGUACAACAGUCGGGCGCCAUAGCUCAUCUCGUGUAACAGCUUUAGAUGUAACUAUUGUGUUUAACUCCUUUUAGAUCAGGUAACUUAAAAAAUUUUUUCUUUCCAACGAGGAGCACCAGCGGGCAGCUGUUGCUGCAAUGAGGAGUUGGCUAAAAUAACCGAGACUAGAACUGAAAUG
Molecule: messenger RNA, 1616 nt
Organism: Oryza brachyantha (malo sina)
Lineage: Eukaryota; Viridiplantae; Streptophyta; Magnoliopsida; Poales; Poaceae
Product: non-structural maintenance of chromosomes element 4 homolog A-like
Exons: 7
Coding region: 207-1316 (369 amino acids)
Biological process (GO): DNA repair
Cellular component (GO): nucleus; Smc5-Smc6 complex
Source: RefSeq, a predicted model, not a curated record